AUGGACACAGCAGGUACAGACUCUGUCAGAACCGCAGUCACCCAGCAGGGUGUUCUUUUGGGCCAACACGAAGCCAGACUCACGAAUACCACAAGGGAGAUGGAGUUCUUAGCCAACCAAGUGGCUGAGUUGACCAACCGGAUCCAAGAGCUGCAACGAGAGGCUCCUCAGGGUGGUGCAGUUCACCAUCUUUCUCACCAUGAGCCUGAGCCCCGAUGCAAUAACCCACCACCCUAUGAUGGGGACCCCAAUUCCUGCCGGGCCUUCUUGUCCCAGUGUUCUGUGGUGUUUGCCUUGCAGCCACGCACAUACGCACUUGAGAUGUCCAAAGUGGCUUUUGUUUUGACUCUUCUGACCGGCAAGGCCAGAGACUGGGGAACCUCCGUCUGGGAGACCAAAGCUCCCUGUUGUGCUUCUUUUAAAGAUUUCCGCCAGGAGAUGGAGAGACUGUUCGACCACUCUGCAAGAGGUCAGGAAGCGGCUGACCAGCUAGCACGGCUCCGUCAGGCGGGUCGCUCAGUGACGGACUAUGCCAUUCAUUUUAAGACUCUUGCAGCGACCUGCGACUGGAAUGAGGGGGCCUGUCGAGCUAUGUUCCGUGCUGGGCUAGAGGAUGACAUCCAGGAUGAGCUGGCCACUCAGGACCUGCCACGUGACUUUGACGAUCUGGUUAACAUGGCGUUGCGCAUCGAGGGUCGCCUUCACCGCCGUCGUCAGCGCCUGGCAGUUCGUGCACCCUGGAGGACUGAGGAGUCGUCAUCUGUCUCCCCCACAGAAACCACUGAGCCUGAGCCUAUGCAGGUGGAGGCUGCUGAUUUGAAGGGGUUCCCGGUGGAGUACCUGUGCCAGGUGUUUAGUAAGUCCCGGGCCACCUCCUUACCUCCACAUCGCCCUUAUGACUGUGCCAUCGAGCUCCUCCCAGGCACUUCUCCGCCCAAGGGUGCUGGGUUCUUCUUUGUCAAGAAGAAGGACGGCUCCUUGCGUCCUUGUAUAGAUUAUCGAGGCCUGAAUGACAUCACUAUUAAAAACAGGUACCCCUUGCCUCUAAUGUCAUCUGCCUUUGAGUUAUUGCAGGGAGCCAAGGUCUUCACCAAGCUAGACCUUCGGAAUGCCUAUCACCUUAUUCGCAUACGUGAGGGGGAUGAGUGGAAGACAGCUUUCAACACACCUACGGGACACUUUGAGUACCGGGUCCUACCAUUCGGUCUGACCAAUGCCCCAGCUGUCUUCCAGGCCCUGGUUAAUGACGUGUUGAGAGACAUGGUGAAUCGCUUUGUCUUCGUGUAUCUUGAUGAUAUCUUGAUAUUCUCCCCAUCUCUGCAGGUACACACUCAGCAUGUUCGCCAGGUGUUACAACGGCUGCUGGAGAACCAGCUCUAUGUUAAGGCGGAGAAGUGCGUCUUCCAUGCCCAGUCGGUUCCGUUCCUGGGGUUCGUUGUUUCUGCGGGGGAGAUCAAAGCCGACCCCUGUAAGGUAAGGGCCGUUGCCGAGUGGCCAGCUCCUGACUCUCGUAAAGCUCUGCAGCGGUUCCUGGGGUUUGCCAACUUCUAUCGGCGGUUCAUCCGGAACUUUGGUCAGAUUGCUGCACCUUUAACGGCACUCACCUCUCCCAAGACCCUGAACGGCAAUUCAUUGUUGAGGUGGAUGCCUCCGAUGUCGGAGUGGGCGCGGUCCUAUCUCAGCGGUCGCACGAGGAUGGAAAGGUGCACCCCUGCGCCUUCUUCUCCCACCGCCUGAGUCCCCCAGAACGGAAUUACGACAUAGGUAAUCGGGAGUUGUUGGCGGUCAGGCUGG
Messenger RNA from Carassius auratus (goldfish), 1794 nucleotides. RefSeq lists its product as uncharacterized. The record is from RefSeq and is a predicted model, not a curated record. The coding region runs from base 1 to 1737 and encodes 578 amino acids. NCBI's taxonomy places the organism in Eukaryota, Metazoa, Chordata, Actinopteri, Cypriniformes, Cyprinidae. The transcript is spliced from 4 exons.